GUGCAUUGUGUGUGUCAAUUUAUAUGUGUGUUUAAUUCCUCUUGUUUUAGAGUUUCAAUUGAAAAUAUCAUCAUGAAGCUAGGAAACAUUUUGCUAACAAUUGGGGUUUUAUUUGUUCUCUUCAGCCUCGCCUAUGGAUCCGUUGAUCCAUUGAGACUUUGCCACGAAAGUAUGACAUUGGGUGGAAAAUGUAGCUCUUCAUCUGGUUUCUCUCCAUCUAGUUGCUUUGGAGCAUUCAACAGUAAAUAUGGAGCAAGUGCCGUGACUCAGAAUUGUUCUUGUAAAGAUAAUAAUAAUAAUACUCACGUAUGCACAUGUUGUAUUAAUUGUGUAUAUUCAUCUACUAAAAACUAUUGUUCUUAAUACUCCUAUUUUUUAUACACCCUAGCAGAAAUGAUAUAUUAUGUUAUGAUUUUUCAAAUUUAAGGGAAAUAAUAAUAAUAAUCACUGCAAAUCUAAUGCAUGAUUUGUUAA
Messenger RNA from Cicer arietinum (chickpea), 474 nucleotides. Lineage: Eukaryota; Viridiplantae; Streptophyta; Magnoliopsida; Fabales; Fabaceae. The record is from RefSeq and is a predicted model, not a curated record.